AUGAAUCUCAUCUUCUUCAUAAUUUUUUUCAUGUUCUAUUUCUGUUUGCCAAAUUCCUGCCUUACUUCUGCCAAUUCUUCAGUAGACCGUCUCGCCCUCUUAGCAGUCAAAUCUCAAAUUACUAAUGACCCUCAAGGUGUUCUGAACUCUUGGAACAGCACCAUUUCCGUGUGUCAAUGGCUCGGUGUAACUUGUGAUGCAACACCUUCACAACGAGUCAUUGGCUUACGACUUGUCUCCUACGGUUUAGUAGGAACCUUAUCACCUUCUGUUGGAAACCUGAGUUUCCUUCAGAAUCUGAGUCUGUCUAAUAAUACUUUCCAAGGUCAUAUACCACCUCAAAUUGGUCAUCUUCUUAGUCUAAGGUCUCUAAAUUUACAGAGGAACUCCUUUGAAGGAGAAGUUCCAGCCAAUAUAUCUCAAUGCUCGAAACUAGAGAGACUUAGUCUUGGAGGAAACCGUCUAACAGGAAGCAUUCCUCGUGAACUUGGCCGUCUGUCAAACUUGAAUUACUUGUUACUGCAAGAAAAUCGAUUCACAGGGGACCUCCUUAAUACAGUUGUAACGAACAUGACUUCGUUAAGCUAUUUGUCUGCAGCUGUCAAUUCUUUUGAAGGAAGCAUCCCUGACAACAUUGGAAGUGUUUUAACAAAUUUAGUUUACAUCAGUCUUGCACAAAAUGAGAUUUCAGGUACUAUUCCUUCGUCGUUUUACAACCUUUCAUCUCUCUUUGUUGUUGAUUUGGACCUUAAUAGACUAGAAGGGACUCUUCCAUUCGAUAUUGGGUUUCGACUUCCUCAGCUUACAAACUUUAAAAUAAGUGGAAACUUUUUCCAUGGAACUCUUCCUCUGUCUCUUUCUAACCUUACUCAGCUUCAAGUUCUAGCACUUUAUUCUAACAAUUUCACAGGAAAAUUCAUGUUUAGUGCUCGAGACAUGCCCGAUCUUAGAUUCCUAGAGAUCACCAUGAACUAUCUGGGGAUGGGAGAACCUGAUGAUCUGAGUUUUGUACAAACUCUUGUUAACUGUAGUCAGUUAAGUGUGUUAGAAUGUGGUUCUAACAGAUUUGGUGGGAGUCUGCCGCGCUUUCUUGGUAAUCUGUCAACAGAAAUUACUGGGAUUGAUUUCAACAAAACAAAAUAA
Molecule: messenger RNA, 1143 nt
Organism: Chenopodium quinoa (quinoa)
Lineage: Eukaryota; Viridiplantae; Streptophyta; Magnoliopsida; Caryophyllales; Amaranthaceae
Product: LRR receptor-like serine/threonine-protein kinase EFR
Exons: 1
Coding region: 1-1143 (380 amino acids)
Molecular function (GO): protein binding
Source: RefSeq, a predicted model, not a curated record